Molecule: messenger RNA, 827 nt
Organism: Raphanus sativus (radish)
Lineage: Eukaryota; Viridiplantae; Streptophyta; Magnoliopsida; Brassicales; Brassicaceae
Product: 40S ribosomal protein S10-3
Exons: 6
Coding region: 90-638 (182 amino acids)
Cellular component (GO): cytosolic small ribosomal subunit
Molecular function (GO): structural constituent of ribosome; RNA binding
Source: RefSeq, a predicted model, not a curated record
UAAGCCCAAAAAACCGUAAUAAACUCAUCUGUCUCCUCAGAUUCAGAAAAAACCCUAGCUAGCUCUUCUUCACUCCCACCGAAACAAAAAUGAUUAUGUCAGAGGAAAACCGCAGAGAAAUCUGCAAGUACCUUUUCAAAGAAGGAGUGCUGUUCGCGAAGAAAGACUUCAACCUCGCGAAGCACCCGUUGAUCGAGUCAGUGCCAAACCUGCAAGUGAUCAAGCUGAUGCAGUCUUUCAAGUCCAAGGAGUAUGUAAGGGAGACAUUCGCGUGGAUGCAUUACUACUGGUUUCUCACCAACGAAGGGAUUGAGUUCUUGAGGACUUACCUUAACCUCCCGUCUGAUGUGGUUCCUGCUACGUUGAAGAAGUCGGCUAAGCCUAUUGGUCGUCCUUUUGGUGGUGGCCCACCUGGUGAUCGCCCUAGAGGACCUAGGUUUGAAGGAGGAGAUCGUCCCAGGUAUGGUGGGGACCGUGAUGGGUACCGUGGAGCUCCUCGUGGUGGUGGUGAAGGAGAAAAGGGUGGUGCUCCAGCUGAUUACCAGCCAUCUUUCCAAGGAAGUGGUGGUAGGCCUGGUUUUGGCCGAGGUGCUGGAGGUUACAGCUCGGCUGCACCAUCUGGUUCAGGUCUCCCUUGAAAAAAGAAAUGGUUCUUAGUUACACAUGGAGGAGUUCAUUUUCAGCUUUAAGUUUUGCUUUCUGUUAUUCAACUUCUGGAGUUUUUUAUUGUCUUAUCUUGAGUUCAGUUCGUUCGCUGUAGCAGACACGAGAAACCUUGUUACGAGUAAACGUUGUUUAGUAUCUAUACUUAGUCUUCUUACCAAAGA